GGGGCGGUGCCGGCGGAGUUGGGCGCGGGCGCGCGGUGCGGGGUGCGCGCCACCGCCCCUCGGCCCGGCUUGCUGGCCUUCCCCACCUAAGCCCACGGCUGCUUCAGCUGGCCCCACCCCUUCUUCCUCUCCUGGCCCGGAGGCCUGGUGCGCGGUGCAGGGCGAAGAUCGCUGCCUGGCUACUGGGGCAAGGCUCUCGAGGGUGGCACGCCAGGCGCGGGGCGCGAGGCCAGAGCUGGCUCGGCAGGGUGCAGGGGGAGGGUCCGACGGAGCCCCCAGAGGAAAGCAGGGACAGACAGGGGGUGCCGAGGCAAGUAAGUUGCUGGAGCUGAGGGAGCAUCAUGGCUGUGUUUCUGGAAGCCAAGAAUGCCCAUGCAGUCCUGAAACGGUUCCCUCGUGCCAAUGAGUUCCUGGAGGAGCUGCGUCAGGGCACCAUUGAGCGGGAGUGCAUGGAAGAGAUCUGCAGCUAUGAAGAGGUCAAGGAAGUAUUUGAGAACAAAGAGAAAACGAUGGAGUUUUGGAAGGGAUACCCGAAUGCGGUCUACUCAGUCCGAGAUCCCUCGCAGAGCUCAGACGCCAUGUAUGUGGUGGUGCCCCUUCUGGGGGUAGUCUUGCUGAUUGUCAUUGCCUUGUUCAUCAUCUGGAGGUGCCAGCUGCAGAAAGCAACUCGUCACCACCCCUCCUAUGCUCAGAACCGGUACCUAGCCAGUCGUGCCGGGCACAACCUCCCCCGAGUCAUGGUAUACAGGGGCACUAUGCAUAGCCAGGGAGAAUCCUCUGGGCACCGAGAGGCAGGGAAUAAUCCACAGAUAGUCUUGGGGCCCAGCCGGGGAAGUAGAACCACUGUCCGACUGGAGAGCACCCUCUACCUCCCUGAGCUCUCUCUUUCCAGACUGUCCAGCGCUACCCCUCCCCCCUCCUAUGAGGAGGUGACUGCACCCCAGGAGGGCAGCAGUGAGGAUGCCAGUGUCUCUUACAGUGACCCUCCUCCAAAGUAUGAAGAGAUUGUGGCAGCCAGCCCCAGUGCAGAUAAGUAGCUGAGCAUGGGCCCUGGCUUGUAUAAAAGCCUUUUCCAGAGGUAGCCUGCUUCUUUUUGGACUUCUGAAAGACUGUGCCACCACAAAACAGCCUUAGCCUCCUUGUUGCCAAAUAAUUCCCCAACCAUGGAUUGGUAGGAAGUCAGUUGGUAGAGACAGUUGGUGUGUGUGUGUGUGUGUGUGUGUGUGUGUGUGUGUGUGUCGGGGUGGGGGGCCAUAGGACAAGUGUAUGAUCCCCCUGGGAAAAACUACAGACCUGAACGCCCGGGUCUUCCAGACCCCACCCCACCACUGCCAAGUCCCCAAUGUCCUGCCAUAUCUUUAGGGACUGGCUUCUCUUAUGCCAAAGGAAACAUCUCAUGGUGUUGAUUGUGACCAGAAUGUCCACAGGCUCAUCCCGGUGGCUAUGGGGCUGUCUAGGAACCCCUGUGUAUCUGGGGACCUAGGCCACAGAGAUGAGGCGGUCAAGCUAGCCCUGUGGUUUCCCCUUUCUCCAUAGUUCCAUGCCUACUGUUCUUAUUUAUAUUAUGAGGACAGAAACAGAGAUUGAUCUAGGAACAAAACACAAACAAUAACAAGUGAACCAUAAAUGAAAAUAAUAUAACCUGGACCAUUUGAAGCCCUCCAAAAGAAAUCAAUUAGACAGACCUUGGCACAGCCUUCCUCCAACACCCACCCUUAUGCUCCUGACCAGGGUGAAGUCUAUGUAUAGAUCAACCUGGUAGGAGGACAGGGGAUGGGAAGGAGGAGGGAAAGGGGCUGGGUGGCAGAGCUCCUUCUUCCAGACCAACCAAGGGGCCCACUUCAACUCUGCUAUCUUGUUUGUGAUGUGUACCAGCUGUGCUAAAAUAAGUCCCCACUGGCACAAGCCCAAAUGUAGCCUUGGAGAACUCUGUUGUGGGGAAAACUGAUGUCCUCUUCUCCCAUGGAUCCCAGGGCCUCUCCCUGGCUGUUCCAGACUGGCACAGCGAGCUCAAGAUUCCUCUUUUGUGAGACUGAUAAACCCAUAGGAUAGUUCAAACCAUGAGCACCACCUCCUUGGCACUGUGCUGUCUGGCUUUCCAGUUUUAGGAUACUUCCUUUUUUGUAAAUAGGUGCAUUGAACUUGAACUUUAGAUUGUGAUUUCUCCUAAUGAUGGUGCCUGUACAGGGAGAAGCUCCUGAAGUGUCUCUUAAAAAUUUUCUUAGUGUGGGAGACCGUGACCUGGAGUCUAAAGUCCACCUGGGGUUUGCUCUGCCAUGGCAAGGUGCUGAUCUACUUUCAAUGAGGCUUGGGAAGAUGCUGGGCAGAGGUGGCUUGUUCUUUAAUCAAGGAUGAGGUAAAAGACUUUGCUGAUACCAUCUCUACCCGCCCCAGCUCUAUUCUCCUGGUGUCUGUGCCAAAUCAUUUUUCCUCUGUGGUGCUUUAAAAAUGUAGCACAUUUGUGUGGGGCCCAAAAACAGUGCAUAGCGUGGGUCUGUUGGCAAUGGCAAUGGUUUCCAGCCCACAGAGUUGACAAGCUUCCUUCUGUCUAAGCAGCCCUUCGAGGCAGACACUGAGACACAUUCCUUGAGUGCAGCCCUACCUUGAGGCCCCAGAUGACUUCUACAGGCUGUUCCAGUACAGGGGACUUUCCCCGGGAUUUGUUUCUAGUCGAGCUUGUGUUCUUAACCCAGUGAGGUUGCCAGCUUGGAUAACUCCACCCUGUGGCUCCCCUACCUCACAGGCCCAUUGGAGGCUGAUGGAGCUAAUGCAUUGUGAAGAGCUUGAAGCCCCUUGGAACCAGUGAAGUUUACCCUUAGCAAGAUUCUUCUAGAAAUAGGUAGUAGCUGUAAGGGACUGGUUUUAGGCAAGGGCUUCAAAUGCCUCUGAUGUUGAGUGUCAACCUGAGGAGUCAGUCUCUUUCCAUUUUACUCUACGUGGGCCUUCCUUUCUCCCCAGAGUUUCCUGACACCAGAAAUGACCAAAUGGCAUUCUUCCCUCUGUCCCUUCAUUUUGAUCUUUUCCCCUCCCUCCCUUCCUGCUUUCUUUCCUUCAUGUUUCUCUUCUUCCCUUUUCUUUCCAUUAAUUUUUCUUUUUAUUCUUUCUCUCCAUUGGUCAUCUAGUAUUGCACUCUGGCCCUUCCUAAUGAAGGGAUUUGAGGCUCAGAAGUCCCCUUCAUUUUUCCGUGAUGGAGACUGGGCUUAGUCUCAUCCAGACAUGAUGGAGAUCCUGGGGAAGCUGGAAGCUCUGGGUCAGCCCAACCUCUGCAUUUUAUUAAGCUGGUGCCUGAUUGUGACCUGGGAUAUAUGAAGACAAACUUA
Messenger RNA from Microtus ochrogaster (prairie vole), 3320 nucleotides. It is a transcript of the gene Prrg3, whose product is annotated as proline rich and Gla domain 3. Gene Ontology annotation, molecular function: calcium ion binding. NCBI's taxonomy places the organism in Eukaryota, Metazoa, Chordata, Mammalia, Rodentia, Cricetidae. Gene Ontology annotation, cellular component: extracellular region. The record is from RefSeq and is a predicted model, not a curated record.